Messenger RNA from Thalassophryne amazonica, 4493 nucleotides. RefSeq names its product sperm associated antigen 9a (gene spag9a). The transcript is spliced from 32 exons. The record is from RefSeq and is a predicted model, not a curated record. Lineage: Eukaryota; Metazoa; Chordata; Actinopteri; Batrachoidiformes; Batrachoididae. The coding region runs from base 208 to 4101 and encodes 1297 amino acids. Gene Ontology annotation, biological process: vesicle-mediated transport. Gene Ontology annotation, cellular component: cytoplasm. Gene Ontology annotation, molecular function: signaling receptor complex adaptor activity; kinesin binding; JUN kinase binding.
GCAACUUGGGGCAAGUAAGGGGAAAAAAAGGGGAAGAAAUCCACGUCGAGGCCGCUUAGCUUCCAUAACAACGAGCGUCAGUGUUCUUAAUGUGCGCGGUUAUUUGAACAACAAACGCUGCUGUCGUUAAAGAGGAUAACGGCUUUCAUAGUGGCGGGCUGACGCAGAAUAUUCCACAUUAGCCGUGUUUUGCCCGAGAGGACGACAAUGGAGCUGGAAGACGGAGUUGUGUACCAGGACGACCCGGGAACCUCGGCGAUGAUGUCCGAGCGGGUGUCGGGCCUGGCCAACUCCAUCUACCGCGAGUUCGAGCGGCUCAUUGGGAAAUACGACGAGGACGUGGUGAAGGAGCUGAUGCCGCUGGUCGUGGCCGUGCUGGAAAACCUGGACUCGGUGUUUGCGGAGAAUCAGGAGCACGAAGUGGAGCUGGAGCUCCUGAAGGAGGACAACGAGCAGCUCAUCACCCAGUACGAGAGGGAGAAAGCGCUGAGGAAACACGCAGAGGAGAAAUUCAUUGAAUUUGAGGACACACAUGAACAGGAGAAGAAGGACCUGCAGAUUUACGUGGACAGAAUGGAGUCCCACUCUCGACAGCUGGAACUCAAGAUCAAAAACUUCGCAGAUCAGAUUGGCAGGUUAGAAGAACGUGAGAUGGAGCUUAAGAAGGAAUACAACUCUCUCCAUCAGCGGCACACUGAGAUGAUUCAUAAUUACAUGGAGCACGUAGAGAGGAUCAAAAUGCAGCAGAUAAAUGAGACCACGGAGUCGAGCACAGUGGGUCGGGGCAGGAGAGAUCGGCCUCUUUCUCUAGGAAUCUUCCCGUUGUCUGGUGGGACUUCUGUACUAAUCCCGGACCUCCCGGGCAGGGCAGAGACGCCCAGAACGGAUGGCUGGAGAUUCGGAGACUCUGCGCAGCCACGUUCCAACACUAGUCUCAAGCAGUUGGACCUGAACGAGCCCUCAAAGAAAAGGGAGGGUAAGAGUGCACAGGACUCUACUUGGGGGAAUUCACUGGCAGACGACUGCAAGGAUGAGCUGUCAGACUUCAGCUGCUCCAAAUCAGCCACUCCGAUGUCUACAACGGCCUCGGACGUGGAAAGGGAGGAUGGAAACAGUAAGAACACGGAGGUUCAGGCAGCGCCUGGGACUAGAUCCAUAUCAGUGGGAUUGCCUGAAAAUGAGGACAGCUCAGAUGUGCAGGACAUUAUAGAGUCCACCCCCGAGUUGGAUAUGGAUCUCACUGGAUACAAGGGUUGCAGUACGCCUACUAAAGGCAUAGAGAACAUGGCGUUUGACCGCAACACAGACUCUCUUUUUGAGGAGCUGUCGUCUGCAGGCACUGGGCUCAUCGGGGAUGUGGAUGAAGGCGCCGACCUGCUCGUGGAGUACUCUGACUUUAGUUUAAUUGGUAUGGGUCGGGAAGUUGAAAAUCUCAUUCAGGAGAAUUCACAACUACUUGAAACAAAGAACGCGCUGAAUGUGGUGAAUAAAGACUUGAUUAUGAAGGUGGAUGAGUUGACUUGUGAGAAGGAAAUGCUGCAGGGAGAGCUGGAAGCUGUGCUUCAAGCCAAGACUAAGCUGGAGGAUAAAAACAGAGAGCUGGAGGAGGAACUCAAAAAAGUUCGAGUGGAGAUGGAGGAGACAAAACAGAAAACUAAAGAUGAAGAAGAUAGCGAUGUGCCGACAGCCCAGAGGAGGCGCUUCACCCGUGUGGAAAUGGCCAGAGUCCUGAUGGAGAGGAACCAGUACAAAGAGAGACUAAUGGAGCUGCAAGAAGCAGUGCGGUGGACAGAGAUGAUCAGGGCCUCGAGGGAGAAUCCCACUCUAACAGAAAAGAAGAAAUCCAGCAUUUGGCAGUUCUUCAGCCGACUCUUUAGCUCCUCCUCCAGCGCCCCAGCGAUAAAGAAGGUGGAGUCUCAAUCCAACGUAAGGUACAACUCCCCGGGCAGCCUGGUAAAGAGGAGCAGCACCUUCUCCCAGUUCCCCACAGAAAAGUCCAAGACCUUCGACUUUCUCAAUGAAGAAAAGGACCAGUGCAGUUCACCAUCACGUAAAGAGCAAAAGAGAGCCCAGUACAGACAGGUCAAGGCACACAUGCAGAAAGAGGAUGGUCGCGUUACUGCACAUGGCUGGAGCCUGCCCGGCAAAUACAAGGUGGCAAAUGGUGGACAGAUGGAGAACAAAAUUAAUUUACCAGUACCUGUAUACCUGAGACCUCUGGACCAGAAAGAUGCUUCUAUGAAGUUGUGGUGUGCUGCGGGCAUCAACCUGUCUGGGGGAAGGACGCUGUCCAAACAGAAAAAAGGCUCUCAGAGUAGUCUGGACCAGCUGGAAACAGAGAGUAAGGAUCAGGAGAAAGGGGAGCAGGAGAAGGACAGGGAGAUGACCCUACAUGAUGAGAUGUCUAGUCGAUUGUGGGUGUGCACCAGCACGCAGUCAUCCACCAAAGUGAUGGUUCUGGAUGCCACUCAUCCAUCUGACCUUCUUGACAGCUUUUACGCCUGCAACACCCAUGUCCUUUGCAUUGCCAGUGUCCCAGGUGUAUUGGAGACAGAUUAUCCAGCAGGUGAGGAGGUUCCUCAAGACCUGGAGGCUAGUCAGGGUGAUGGGGUGUCCCUGGCUGGCAGUGUGGCCAGUGUGGGCUCAACAGGCAGCGACGGUACCAUGGCAGCAGAGGGAACCACAGCUGUCCCACAGACAGUCAGCUCGGGGGCCGCUGACCAGCCGGCUGAGCACAGUGCUGUCACCGGUUCAGUUGAGCUGUCCAGAGAGACAAGCGCAGCAGAAGACGGAGUUCCCACUGCAGAAGAGGCAACAGAAGCCACAGAGGCUAAUCCUGGGAUGGACGAAGGAGAAGAAGGACAAAGUGCAGAUAACAAUCAGCCGGGAAUCUACACAGAGCACGUGUUCACCGACCCACUGGGGGUGGGACCCACUGACUCCUCUACUGCUGACACACAGAGAGCCUCUGAGCAGGAUGGCGUUACGCCUUUACCCGAGGACUUGGAUCCGAGCGAGGGGGAGGUACUUAGAAUGAGCAGCGCCCGCCCCACCAUGUGGCUAGGGGCACAGAAUGGAUGUCUUUAUGUCCACUCGUCUGUGGCUCGAUGGAGGAAGUGUCUGCAUGCCACAAAGCUGAAAGACUCGAUCUUCAGCAUAGUGCAUGUUAAAGGGAGAGUCUUGGUUGCACUGGCAGAUGGAACAUUAGCAAUAUUCCAGAGAGCCAUUGCAGAUGGUCAGUGGGAUUUAACAAACUACCACCUGCUGGAUCUGGGCAGACCUCAUCACUCUAUCCGCUGUAUGAUAGUGGUCCAUGACAAGGUGUGGUGUGGCUACAGGAACAAGAUCUACAUCAUUCAGCCCAAGGCCAUGAAGAUAGAGAAAUCGUUUGACGCUCAUCCUCGCAAGGAGAGCCAGGUGCGCCAGCUGGCCUGGGUGGGAGAUGGAAUCUGGGUGUCCAUCCGCCUCGACUCAACCCUACGACUGUUUCAUGCGCACACCUUCCAUCACCUUCAGGAUGUUGACAUUGAACCUUACGUCAGCAAGAUGCUAGGUACAGGGAAGCUGGGCUUCUCAUUUGUGAGAAUCACAGCCCUUGUGGUUUCUUGCAAUCGACUGUGGGUGGGGACUGGCAAUGGCGUCAUCAUUUCUAUCCCACUGUCUGAAGCCAAUAACGCCACAGGAAUAGUGCCAAAUCGGCCCGGCAGUGCUGUCCGGGUGUACAGUGAUGAUGGUGCCGACUGUGCCGUGUCAGGCAGCUUUGUGCCAUACUGCUCCAUGGCUCAUGCCCAGUUGUGUUUCCAUGGACACAGAGAUGCUGUCAAGUUUUUUGUCACUGUGCCAGGUCAGGCGAUACCCCCUCCAGGAAGUGCAGACUCGGGCUCUGAUGACCCUGCAUCGGAAUCCUCUGACAAUACCACUUCUGAACCCAAAACGUACCUGGUGAUGAGUGGAGGCGAAGGCUAUAUUGACUUCAGAAUGGGUGAUGAAGGUGGCGAGUUGGACGGUUUGUCAGAGUCGACAGACAGCCAGCAGUCAGCAAGGACCAAAGCGGAGAGGAGCCACCUCAUCGUCUGGCAGGUCACAACCUCUCAAGACUGACAACAUCCCAGUCAGCUGUGUCAACACCAGAGUCAGCCACCAAUCCCUGCAUGGCCCUGAAGGUUUUUAAUGUAAUAACGCGGAUUGUUAUUAAUGCCUGAGUAGAUGGUGAGUUUGUAAAAAAAAAAAAAUUGUUAUUCUUAGUCCGUGUUUUGUACUGUUCAAAAUUAUUUGGAAUUAGUUUGGCCAGACAUCGGUUAGCUUGAAGGAAACAUUGCUUUCAGUAAAAUGUGUUGCACACAGGAGAAGGACAAAGUUAAUAACAGUUUGACUAAUGCUGUUUUUUCCUCCUGAAUAGCUAAAAAGUGUUUCAGUAUGACUGAAUGAAGGGAAAAUACUGUGGCAUCAACAGGCUUGAAGCGAUUUUGUAGUAAUAAGAGCAAGCAAGCAAA